Messenger RNA from Drosophila rhopaloa, 5418 nucleotides. Its product is annotated as RNA polymerase II degradation factor 1. The record is from RefSeq and is a predicted model, not a curated record. Gene Ontology annotation, cellular component: junctional membrane complex; plasma membrane; endoplasmic reticulum membrane. The transcript is spliced from 10 exons. Lineage: Eukaryota; Metazoa; Arthropoda; Insecta; Diptera; Drosophilidae. The coding region runs from base 851 to 4114 and encodes 1087 amino acids.
CUUGCUCAGUGUGAAACGAACCAACAACUCAAACGAAACGAACGCGAGCGCGCGCGAGAAAUACAAACUAGAAUAGAAUAGAACAAAUUAACCUCUCCCCCCCAACAAAAAAAACACGAAGCGCUGAGGACGGGGGCCCUAACCCAUCCUAACUAUAAACAAUAAUCGAAUCAACGAAAUUUAAAUUAAUUGCGAAUGAGUAAUACCUGAGCGAUUUAUUAAUCUGACCGAUUUAUUGCACCACCGCGGCAGAAGCUGAGCGAGCAACAAAGAAUCCACAAGUAGCUGGCAUACGGAAAGAUAAAUAACUGCACAGAUAAUUGCUAGUCCUCGGUACUGGCCUCUAAAAAUAACCCGCAAAUAUAAACGGAGACAAUUGCAGGGCACUGGUGCACAGUGGAAGAACCGCGAGGAUCUAUCACUCGCCGACUUAUUUUUGGUAAAUGACCAAGGAUGGCCUACGACAUUAGCAUAGAGAAUCAUAACCGCAACUGUCAGAGGACAUUGACAUCCGACGCUCGGUUUAUGCAACUUUAAGAGGCGAGCCGGUUAAACGAAGAACGGCAACAACAAAUUGCAACUUUCGCGUUUCAGUGAAAACCCCAACAAUUUAACCACACAACAUUUAUUAACUAGCCGUAAAGCACCACUAGGUUAAGCAGAGCAAACGAAACCAAGCGAAACGAACUAUAGACACUAUAUCACAACCAGGAUCAGAUGAGGCAACAGCCAGUGCAGCAAUCGAGCGGAAAAUCAAUGAGCAGCAGGCGGCGGCACAAAAAGCCCAAGGCACAAGCAGCAGUAUCCACAACUUUAAACCGCCCUAAACUUUAAAAUCCGAGGCUCGAGCAUGCAACAGGCUGGCCAACUGACGCCGCAACAGCAACAGCAACAGCAACAGCUGCAACAGCAGCAGCUGCAGCAACAGCAGCAAAAUGGCGGCGACCUUGCCGCCUAUGCCGCCUCCCAAGCGGCCGGCGGUAGGCGUGGCCCCAUAAGCGGCGGUCGCUUCGACUUCGAGGACGGCGGUACCUACUGCGGCGGCUGGGACGAGGGCAAGGCCCAUGGUCACGGCGUCUGCACGGGUCCCAAGCACCAAGGCGCCUACGCCGGGGCCUGGAACUACGGCUUCGAGGUGUCCGGAUCGUACAUCUGGCCCAGCGGCUCACACUACGAGGGUCAGUGGCAGAAUGGACGCCGCCACGGGUUGGGCGUGGAGCAGAUCGGGCGGCAGAUCUACCGCGGCGAGUGGUCGAAGGACGGGCACAAGGGACGCUACGGGGUCCGCGAGAGCACUGUGUCGACGGCCAAGUACGAGGGCACCUGGAACGAGGGCUACCAGGACGGGUCCGGAUGCGAGACCUAUGCGGAUGGGGGCAAGUACCAGGGUCAGUGGCAGGAGGGGAAGAGGCACGGAUAUGGAAUAAGGACCUCGGCGCCCUUCGGAUUGGCCUCGCACCACCGGCGCAAGAAUCUCCAUGCCUCCCUGAGUUCCCUGCGGAGCGGCGAGAAUGGAAAUGCGGCCAAGAUGGUGGAGAAGGCCGAGGAGAUCCGCGGCGGAUUCGUCCUGACGGCCAAGUCCGAUAAGCUGCCGGUCAGGCGCAACAGUCUGACGGAUAAGACCGGAAAGAAGGGAUUCCUUAUGGGCCUCAAGAUGCGCAAACAGCGCAGCACCGGCGAUCUGGAGAAGAGGGGUACGAUUGCGUCCGGCAGUAUACGCUCCACCAUGUCCUCGGCCUCCUGGAUCAGCACCGGAUCCGAGCAGUCCAACCUGACCACAAAGUCCAACCACACAGAGUCCAAUGCCAGCUUCACCAUGGAGGACGAGCAGUUGGACCCCACGGUGGUGGAGACUUACAUGGGCGAGUGGAAGAAGGACAAGCGCUGUGGUCACGGUGUGGCAGAGCGCAGCGACGGACUCAAGUACGAGGGCGAGUGGUACAACAACCGGAAGCACGGCUACGGAGUGACGACCUUCCGCGACGGAACAGUCGAGGAGGGCAAGUACAAGAACAACAUCCUGAUCACCAGCCAGAAGAAGAAGCAUUUGUUCCUGGCGCGUUCGCGCAAAUUCCGCGACCGCAUCACGGCGGCGGUGAAUGCGGCCCAGCGUGCCCUCAAGAUGGCCAUGCAACGCUCCGACAUGGCCAUUUCCCGGAUGGCCACCGCGGCGGCCAAGGCCCAGAAUGCGGAUGCUGCUGCCGAACAGGCCCGCAUGGAUUGCGAAAACGCGGUGCGGAUGGCUCGGGAAUUUGCCCCCGAUUUCAAGCCCUCGGUGCUGGAGCGAUUCGAGAAGCUGCGCUUCCGGGAACGGGAGCGAUUCCGUCCGGGACCAGCGGCUGCCUCCGAUGCGGCCGUGAAAAUGGGGGCGGGGGGCAUGCAACAGCAGCAGCAGCAACAACAGCAGCAGCAGCAGGGUCAGUUCUCGCCCACGAGCAGCAGUGGAUCGGAUGCCUAUGCCACCCAGGCCCAGCGCCAGCAGCAAUAUCUCACCAUGCAGCAGCAACAGCAGCAGCAGCGUCGCAUGUCGCAGCAGAAACACGAGUCCGAGUGUCCCGUACCCCCGUCGAUGUACUCGCAGCAGCUGCCCGUCUCCCCGCAGACGGACCUGUCGGGAAUGGUGAGCCAGGGCCAGCCCAGCCACGCCCAGGUGAUCAGCGCCAUCCAGCAGAUGUACCACCAGCAGCAGCACCAACAACAGCAGCAACAGUUGACCCAGCAACAGAGCAACCCGCAAAUGAAUCCUGCAUAUCAGUUCCAGCAACAGCAGCCGCCCGGCCAGGCCAAGAUCAAUCCCAAUCUCAACUCGAACCUCAAGCAGAACCAGGCACCGAAUCAGAACCAGAUGCCUUUUGGCGCUGGCACCAAUCAAGCGGGCAUGUCGCCACAGCAACAGCAACUCCUGCAGCAGCAGCAACAGCAACAGUUGCAGCAACAUCAGCAACAGUCUAGCUUGGAACAGCAAAUCGGAAUGGGUCACCAGCAACACCAGACGAUGCAGCAGCAGCAGCAACAACAACAGCAACUCCUGCAACAACAGCAACAGCAGCAACUCCUGCAGCAACAGGGGCUGUCCCUGCAACAGCAACCCUCGCUGCACGCCUCGCCCACCCACAAUGCCUCGAAUCUGUUGCGUCGCGCCUCCCAGAUGCAGCAGCAGCAACUCCAGGAGGCGGCCAGUGCCGCAGCAAUGGCCGCCAAUGCCGCCGCCCUGCAACAACAACGCAGCGGCAGGCCGCCCAUGUUGGGCCAGAUGGGCCAGCAGUCGUCCAUCGACCACUUCGACCACUACAAACGACCGCCCAGUCGCGACUCCUCCAUCGAUCGGUAUGCCCGGGCGGCCAGUCGCGCCAGUGGAGCCUUCUCCGGAUCGCGGCAAACAUCGCUGGACCGCUCCGGACUGGCCGAUCCGCUGACCAACGGCGGCACCACCACUCCCGAUGGACGCCCCCGGGCGGGCUCAGUAUUCCGCGGAUCCACCCCGCAACCUGGAGCCGGAACAUCGACCAUGACUGGCAACGGAUCGCUGCCCUCCGGAACGGGAGCCGGACGAUUGUCGCGAGCGGGAACCCCGAGCUUGGGAUCCGGAGGACGUGCGCCCAGCCAGGGCAAGGCGGAGCCCCUCUUCUCCUCGCCCAACCAGCCGUUCGAGGACGUGCUGCUGCGCCAGCGGACGCUCGGCCAGGACAUCAUUCCCUCGCCCUCGCAGCCCAAGCGCACGGAGAGUCUCUACCUUCCGGUUAAGCCAGCCACGCCGGUGGGCAUGGCCAUGGGCGGAAAAGGGGGCGGAGGAGGCGGCGGCGGUGGUGGCGGCAAGAAAAUGAAGUCGGUGCCCAUCAAUGUGACGCUGCAGCGGAAGAAGUCCAUGCCCGAUUUCCAGGAGCUGCCGCGGGCCACGGAGGCCAUGAGCCGGGAGGAGGUGUCCGCCCUGGGAUCCGCCCGCCGGGAGGCAGUGCGUCGCCAGAUCGAGGUCAACGAGCGCCUCAAGGCGAAUCCCUUGCUGUAUUUGGUCAGUCCACAGGUUAAGGACUGGUUUGUGCGCCAGCAGCUGAUGCUGCUUGUCCUGAUUUUCAAUGUCGCGUUGGCGCUGCUCUUUGUCUACAUGCUCACCUAGCGCCGAAGGAUGCACAGGACGACGCGGGACAGUGGUGGAUUUGGGAUGGGCGAUUCGGGGCAGCGGCUGGCUUUGAGCCACUGUGGUUUUGGCAGCCACCGAUAGUCCGAGAUUCGCCGGUUCGGGGACAAUGUGGGGCAAAGGGGCCCACGAGGGCGCAGGUGGGAGAGCUAAUAAGUUUUUAGCAUUUGCAGUAACCAGUUUAUAAACCAACUUAAGUAUCUAAAGUACCAUUAAUGUAUAUCAUAUGUAUAACAUGAGGAAACACGCUAAAGAUGGGAAAAAGAAAUCGAAUUACAAGUCUAGACUGCAGCCAAAUAAUGGAUAAUUAAAUUAACUCAUAGCGCAGAACUGCAAUGCACAAAUCGUAGCAAACUAAAUACUUAAACCGCGUGGCUGUGCAGCCAAUCAUUUAAUUUGUCGAGCCAAUUAAACUUUGUAUUUGUGGCUAACCGGGAGCUGGAGAGGAGAUCGAAUAACUAUAUGCAAAUCAAUUUAACGAAUUUUUCUACACAUUUAAUGUAAAGAUAAAGGCAAACAAAACAAACAAAACAAAACAAACAAAACAAAACAAAACAAAACAAACAAACAACACCUUAACCUAAUCAAUGAUUAAUCAUAAUAAAUAAACGCGUAAUUUAUUUAAACUCUGGCUACUCAAUGUAAUACAUAAUACGAAAGCAAACCUAGGCAAAUGCAAGGCAACAUUAAAACCAAGAAACUUUUCCUAUUUGCAAUUGAAAAUGCAUUAGUCAGCAACUUAAUCAAAACAAAAGGCAACUGAAUAAUACAAGUACUCAUAUUUAUAUAUUAAAAGUGUAACGAUGUGACACCUAUAUUUGUAUAAUUAGCAAAAUUUUGUGGGACCGAAAACAGCACCAACAACAAAAGGUGCAGCAGCAGUAUAGCUACAAGAUAUCUCAAGACUCGAGCUCUGUUUUUGGUUAACCAGUUGAACAUUUUCGAAACUAAAUUGAAUUCGAGAAGGUCUGAGCGGAUUUACAGAAUCUUAAAAUUAUAUACUUUAAAGCAACGGAUCGAGAUUGUUAAUGAAUGAAGCUGUAUAUAUACAUUUUAAAAUAUCGUAUAACUAUAAUUAUUUUCUUCUCGAUAAUUUACGUUUAAAUUCAUAGCUGGGACGACGUCAUUAUUUCAACGUGUUGCAAUUUAUUGUUUUUAGUUUCACUUCAUUUACGAUGUACGAAUAUGUUCUAAAUAUUAUUAUUUAAUUUUUUAUUUGUUAUUUUAUAUGCAUACAUUAUUGAAAAGAAAUAAAACCGCACAUUCGCAUCUUUGCAAGUGUA